Molecule: messenger RNA, 902 nt
Organism: Austrofundulus limnaeus
Lineage: Eukaryota; Metazoa; Chordata; Actinopteri; Cyprinodontiformes; Rivulidae
Gene: alg1
Product: ALG1 chitobiosyldiphosphodolichol beta-mannosyltransferase
Cellular component (GO): endoplasmic reticulum
Molecular function (GO): mannosyltransferase activity
Source: RefSeq, a predicted model, not a curated record
UGUUGGUCUUCUACCCGCCAUAAACCAGAAGAAGAAGAAGAAGCCCCGCCUCUUCCGUCAUCAGUUCCUAACAAACAUGGCGUCUCCGAGCUCCUCCGCGGCUCUCUGGGCCGCUGUCCCCGUGGUUCUGGCGGGUUUCGGUUGGUGUUUCGUGGCGGACUCGGUGGUUCCGGGUCCACUGGUGUGUCUGGUGGUUGUGUCCGUGGUUCUGGCGCUGUGCUGGCGGUGGUUCCGGCGGCGGAGCGGCGGCACGGAGCGGCGGGUGUGUGUGCUGGUGCUCGGGGACAUGGGCCGCAGUCCUCGGAUGCAGUACCACGCCUUGUCCCUGAGCAAACACGGUUACCUGGUGACGUUUGUGGGCUUCUCAGACACCAAACCUCACCGGGACGUCCUGGACCAGGACAACAUCCAGAUCCGGUCCAUCUCUGAAGUGAAAGGUGUUGGAGGACCCAAGCUGCUGACCUACGUGACGAAGACCAUGGUCCAGUUCCUGCAGCUGCUUCAUGUUCUGCUGACCAUGGAUCUGCAGGACCACAUCCUGAUGCAGAACCCUCCGGGUCUGCCCGGCAUGGCGGUGGUGUGGCUGGUGAGCGUCCUGCGAGGCAGCAGCUUCAUCAUCGACUGGCACAACUACGGCUACACCAUCAUGGCCCUGAGCCUCGGACCCUCACACCCUCUGGUCCUGCUGGCCAAGUGUCCCUGCUGUCAGACUUCCCCAGUCCAGAGGGAAGGCUGGGCUCGUUCAGGAGGAACCUCCGGAGCAGCAGGGGGCAGUGUUGGGAGGAGAACUGGGAGCAGAAGGUCCUGCCUCUGCUGGGGGCUCACACAGCACACACCUGAAGCAGGAAACACUUUGUUGUUGUUGUUGUUGUUGUAAAUAAAAUGUUUAUUCUGCUGCUGCA